CACAGAUUGUCUGCAAUAAGCGAUGCCAAAACAUUGGAAGGCUUGCGAUUUGCAUCAGGCAGAUUGCUGACUGUCAAUAUCAGCAAGCAAGCAGUGUGAGGGGAGGAAUUCAGAUUAGGCGGAACCCUUGGCUUGGCGCUCCAACGCGGAUGCCAGUUCCGCAGGCGUCCACGUGUGUUUGUAGAUAUACACACACAAAAUAUAUAUACAUGCACCGAGCUCAAAGGCAGCACCCCACCUUUAGGCUGCCCUCCAACGCUCUGCUCACGAGCUCCAACACGCAUCUGCGUGGGCAAUUUCCUUUCCUCUCCAUCCAAGGCCCCUUGUCUAUCACAGCAAGGUCAGCGCGAGACAUCGCGAACGACGACUGGCCUUCACUCAAGCGCAGGCUCGCUCUGCUCGAUUACGCUAGGUCGAAGGCGAAUCACUUCUUCCUCUCUCGGCGAUCAACAUGUCGCACAACGCGCCCAUCGCCCAGCAGUCCAAUGUUGCUGCCGAGCAAGUCACAGGAGAGGUGCAACCUGCAGCCGAAGCACCCAAGGCAGCUCCUGCUGCCAUUCCCAAUUUCCAGGGAGGUGCAGACGCUGCGCCCAUGAGCUCCGCGGGUACCUGGGGCGAGAGCCAGCGCGGCAAACCCGUCGAUCCAGCUCGCGCCCGCGAAGACUUUGAGCUGGCUCGUCUAGCCAGUCGUCAGCGAAGCACUACAUCGCGCGACCCAUCCUUUGCUGGCGGUGGGACGAUCGCCCAAAUAAUAUCUGGGUCCAGUCGUCGAGCCAAAAAUGCCGAGAAGGCGAUCGAAGAGGGAUCAGGGACUGACGAUGAAAAGGCGGACGCCAAGGCGCACUUGGCCACCUCGGAUGAAGACUUUGAUUUGGGCGCUUGGAUACAAAGUCGAUUUGCUCAACAGCAACGGCAAGGCGUCAACAGCAAGAAGCCUCUCGGCCUCUCAUGGCGUGACGUGUCCAUCAGCGCGCCUGGUGCCGGUGGUGGUGGGAUCUUCGUCAAGACUGUCCCACAAUCCAUCAUCAACACUGCGACGAAUGAUCCCCUCGGCAUUUUGGCGAAGCUCGUUCCUGGAUUUGGGAAGUUGCUGAGCAAAGCGAGCGGCUUGCAGCAGUCGCCACUGCUUCACCCUACAUCCGGCGUCCUGCGAUCUGGCGAGAUGGUCCUGGUCAUUGGCCGUCCUGGCAGUGGGUGCACCACAUUCCUCAAGGCCCUCACUUCAUCGAGCGAUGCGAACGUGUCUCAAGGAGGAAGUAUAUCUUACUCUGGCCUUUCUCCCGCCGAGAUCAACAAGAGGUACCGUGGUGAGGUCGUCUUCUCUGGAGAGGACGACAUCCACUUCUCCACGAUCACCGUUGGGCAGACGCUAAAGUUUGCGCUGCGCAACAAAGUACCAACCAAAAAAGCUCGAUUGGAAGGCGAAUCGCGCGACGACUUCAUCGAGACGAUUGUCACGUUGCUGCUCAAGAUGUUCAAUAUGUCCCACGUUCGAGACACAAUCGUCGGCGAUGCUGCCGUCCGCGGAGUCUCGGGUGGUGAAAGAAAACGCGUCACCCUCAGCGAGGCUUUGAUCACCCGCGCUUCCGUGAUAGCCUUUGACAACGCUACCCGGGGUCUGGACGCUUCGACCGCGCUCGAGUACGCUCGCAGUCUGCGCAUCAUCACAGAUCUCGCUGAGCGAACGACCAUCGCUACCCUCUACCAAGUCUCGGAGAGCAUCUUUGAUCUCUUUGACCGCGUAGCCGUCGUCGAUGAAGGUCGAGUGAUCUACUAUGGUCCCAGAAACCAGACCAGAUCAUAUUUCGAGGGCCUCGGAUACUACACUCCCGAACGUCAAACCACUUCAGACUUCUGCACUGCGCUCGUAGACCCGGAUCAAGUGCAGUUCAAGGAAGGCUUCGAGACUCGUGCCCCUCGCACCGCCGAAGACCGUGAGCGCGCAUGGCUACAAAGCGAUCUUUACAAGGCUCUCCUCAAUGAGACGCAAGAGUAUGAAAGCGCGACAGCGGAUGCAGAUCACGCUCAGCAACUCGGCACAGUCACUGCGAACGAGAAGAACACCGGUGUCAAACCCAGCAGUCCUUACACCGUCAGCUUCUGGCAGCAAACGAAGGCGUGCAUGUGGCGCCAGCUUCUUAUCCAGUGGUCUACCCGUGAAGACAUGUAUCUGAAGCUAUUCACCAUCGUCACCAUCAAUCUUGUCAUCGGCGCUCUCUUCUUUGGCCAAAGCCGUGACUCUACUGGCGUCUUCACGCGCGGUGGUGUGCUCCUUUUCGCCACUCUGCUCAACGGUUGGUUGCAACUCGAGGUCGCCUUUUCUGCAGUUGCCGGCAGACCCAUGCUGGCGCGUCACAGGACCUUUGCAUUCCACCGGCCCGCGGCAGUGUCUCUUGCUCGAGCGAUCAUCGACAUUCCUUUCCUUGCGGUCCAAUGCUUGCUCACGACCAUAAUCCUCUACUGGAUUGCCAAUCUCAGGGCGGACGCCGGAGCGUUCUUCUACUUCUUCCUCGUCGUCUUUCUCUGCGCCUACAAUCUCACUGCUCUGUAUCGCGCCAUAGCUUCCCUCGUCCCAGGCUUUAACGAGGCUAUCCGCUUUAGCGUCAUGGCACUCAACGUCAUCAUCAUGACCAUCGGAUACGUCAUUCGCCGACCACAGAUGAACUGGACGAUUUUCCUCAACUACAUCAGCGGUAUUCCCUACGCAUUCGAGGCCUUGCUAGUGAACGAGCUUGUUGGCCCUAUUCCAUGCAAUCCUAGCCAAAUCGUACCCUUCAACGAGCCUCGUGACGUCACCUAUCAGACAUGCGCUAUCACUGGUGCGUCCCCUGGUAGUCUGGACACCCCCUCGGAGGACUAUCUCUCCACUACGUUCAGAUACCAGUCCCGCACUCGCGGCUACAAUUGGGCUGUCGUUCUGGCAUUCACUAUUCUGUACCUCAUCAUUACCCUCGUGGCCGUCGAAAAGCUCGACUGGACUGCGGGCGGAGGAGGUGUUACCAUCUGGGCGCGAACCAAGGAAGCGAAGCGCCGUUUGGCAGGCGCCACUACCGAGCCAGCCCGCAAGGACGACCCAGAAGCGGCCCCGGUCAAGCCUUCGCGCAGUAACAGCGGCGAAGCAUCCGACGAGACGCGCGCGAAUUCGCCCGAGCAGACAACUGGAGAUGCAAACGUCCAAAAGAAGGCGCUCGACAAAUGGAAUGACAAGGCCAUCUUCACCUGGAAGGACAUCAACUUGACGCUCGGAAACGGGCGAAAGCUGCUUCACGAAGUUGAUGGUUGGGUGCGUCCAGGACAGAUGACUGCCCUGCUUGGUCAAUCAGGUGCAGGCAAGACCACUUUGAUGACGGCUCUCUCUCAACGCGGUGCUGCUGGACACCUGACUGGAGAAAUGCUGGUUGAUGGAAAACCGAUUGACAAGGCCUUCUCCAAGGGUACUGGUCUCGUACUGCAGGCCGACAUGCAUCUUGCAACUCAGACGGUUCGCGAAGCAAUCGAAUUCAGCGCCCUCCUUCGUCAGCCAGCAGAGAUCCCCCGAGCCGAUAAGCUUGCUCAUGCUCAAGAGGUGAUCGAGACCCUCGAGCUGGAAAGCUUGGCCGAUGCACUGAUCGGCAUGCCCGGCGCGGGUCUUUCGAUUGAGAAGCGUAAACGUGUCACUAUCGGUGUAGAAUUGGCUGCAAAGCCCGAUCUACUCCUCUUCCUGGAUGAACCCACUAGUGGUCUUGACUCUGCGGGCGCUGCCGCGAUCGUUCGACUGCUGCGUAGACUUGCAAGCGAAGGUCAAGCUAUUCUCUGCACCAUCCAUCAGCCAUCAGCGUUACUCUUCGAAUCUUUCGACAACGUCCUGUUGCUCAAGCCAGGCGGUGAAGUGACGUUCUUCGGUCAGGCUGGUAAUGUAGCUGGCAAAGGCAGCGAGCGCAUCCGUCGCUACUUCGAGUCUCAGGGCGCUCCUGAGUGUCAUCCGGCUCAAAAUGUCGCCGAAUACAUUCUUGAAGUCGUUGGAGGCUCUCUUGGCCGUGGAGUCGAUUGGGGCAAGAAAUGGCGCGAGUCUGACGACAGCAAAGCAGUACGCACGGAAAUCGACAACAUCAUUGGCGAACGCUCUCAGCGACCCAACAAGGUGGCUUCGCGCGACUUGCGGGAAUACAGCGCGCACACCUAUGAACAGAUCCGUGUUCUGGUGCACCGUCAAUUGCGCGACACCUGGCGUGACUCUGCAUUCACUUAUGGUCUACUCUUCUCACACUUACUCGUCGGCCUCCUGAGCGGUGGCAUCUUCUACGGCCUCAACACUUCUCCGGUGGAUCUGCAGAACAGGAUCUUCGUCGUCUUUCUCAUUUUGCUCAACGUUCCUGCUGUCGUCAACGCCAUCAUCAGCAAGUUCUUUGAGCUCCGCGUUUUGUUCGAAGCCCGCGAGUCGCCAUCCAAGAUUUACGCUUGGUACUCUCUUAUCGCGGCCUUCCUCAUUGCUCUGACUCCAGUGGCAUUGGUUUGUGCAGUAAUCUACUUUGUACCUGGAUUCUUCUUGCCGUACGGCAAACAGCCGACCUAUGUCGCGGGUUUCUUCUUCCUCAACACUCUCACCGUCGUCUACUUCUUCAUCCUCUUCGCCCUUAUCUUGGUCGGCUCUUGCCCCUCGCCCGUCAUUGCAGCCGAGCUUGUGCCAUUCUUGCUGCCCAUCCUUGCCAUCUGCAACGGUGUCAUCGUUCCCAGGGCCAGCAUGCCUCAGCCGUUCAGGUCUUUUGUCUACUACGUCAACCCUAUCUCGUACUACGUGCAGGCACAGGUUUCCACGAUCAUGCAUCCCUUGCAGGUCGUCUGUGAAAGGGAAGAUCUCGCCAUCUUCAAUCCUCCUCCCGGUCAGGAUUGCUCCGCAUACGCUGGCGCUUGGGCUCAGACUGCUGGUGGCUAUCUCAGCAACCCUGAAGCCACCGCCGAAUGCGGCUUCUGUCAAUACCGGGAAGGCUCUCAAUUCGCAAUGACCCUCAACGCCGACUACAGCUUCCGCUGGCAAGCCUGGGGCAUCUUGCUCGGCUUCACCUUCUUCAAUCUCUUUGCUGUCUUCUUCGGAUAUUGGUGGAUGAAUGUCAAGGGCUAUGGAAUCGGUGUCGCCGCCUCUAAGAGCGUUGCUGCCAGAGCUUGGCGUAGCGUGCGCAAGUCCAAGAAAUAGAUGGGUCGUAGAGACAGUCGUGAGAGUAUAAAUACGUCCUUCAACACGAGGUCUUUGUUCUCUACUGCCUUUUGCGCCCC
Ceraceosorus guamensis is the source of this 5250-nucleotide messenger RNA. RefSeq lists its product as hypothetical. Gene Ontology annotation, biological process: transmembrane transport. The transcript is spliced from 2 exons. Gene Ontology annotation, cellular component: membrane. The coding region runs from base 452 to 5170 and encodes 1572 amino acids. Lineage: Eukaryota; Fungi; Basidiomycota; Exobasidiomycetes; Ceraceosorales; Ceraceosoraceae. Gene Ontology annotation, molecular function: ATP binding; ATP hydrolysis activity; ABC-type transporter activity. The record is from RefSeq and is a predicted model, not a curated record.